Wallemia ichthyophaga EXF-994 is the source of this 747-nucleotide messenger RNA. RefSeq lists its product as uncharacterized. The transcript is spliced from 2 exons. NCBI's taxonomy places the organism in Eukaryota, Fungi, Basidiomycota, Wallemiomycetes, Wallemiales, Wallemiaceae. Bases 1 to 747 code for a protein of 248 amino acids. The record is from RefSeq and is a predicted model, not a curated record.
AUGCUGAGAACUUUGGUCAGAGGCGCAGGCAGAGGCAGCACGAAGCCGUUGGUGAUUGGUGACGAGACUAUUGAUCUGAGGGCCUUUAGAAAUACGCCUGGAAAAGGAUACGUGCCAGACAGAAGCAACUUGCAGGGCGAGUCUGCUCUAUCAAGUAAGCUGCGCAACAGAACACAGCAGCGUCCUCAACAGAAGAAGCCAGUCCAACAGGAAUCUGGUCAGUUCGACGACGCAGAUCACCACGAGCUGCUUAAAACGCUUGGGGAUCGCAAGCAGCGUGGUGGCUUAGACAGCAAAGACAGCAAACCACAAGGGAAGCCACAAAGGCGAGCCAACAACAAGCAAAAAGAGAGACACGAAGAAGAGGGCAAGGAUGUGCAAAGGCGAGCAGCUAAGCAACACAACAAGUCUGAUAGACUGCCUGUCGAUAUCCCGACGAGAAAGAAGAAAGAAGAACGGAAACCAAAGCUCAAGGAGAUUGAAAUUGAUAGAAUGGACUUGUCCGCGUUGGUAUUCGAAAAUCACCAAUCAGGUCCUCUGCCAACGAUCAAGAGGGAUGCUAGGCCUACAGAAGUGAGUGAGGACGAGCGUCGUAAGCUGCAUAUGGAGGCUGUCGGCGGUGAAUACGACAGAUAUGCCAGAUACGACACUCCAGCUCAGAGAGCAAUGAGUGCACAGAAGAUGAUUUCGCUUGACCAAAGACAAGAGAUGAUGGACAACAUCAAUAGAAUUACAAAAGCAGCCUAA